AUGACCUUGUCUCAGACGGUGCGUCACCAGAAUCUACCUCCCUCGCCCCCUCCACCCGAACCCUCUCGCGCUACGACCUCUCCCGCCCCAGCCUCUGCUCUGGCGGCUUCUCCAAUGACAGUCGUAUCUGCCUCAUCAGGGAUCUCCCGGACGUGGGUCAUCACGGAGAAACUCUCGGAGAGGGCAGCUCCUAUGACAGAUCACGAUGUCAAAAUGGGCCGCGGGUCUCCUAAAACUGUUGGCAAGUUUCUGUGCCACCUUGCAGAGGACCCGAAGCAGAUAGCGUUCAUACGAGUCUACCAACAGAUUCCUAUCACUGGAACGGAGGACGCUGAUCACGACACACUGGCUAGACAGGCCGUUCCCCCUGGCGUGUGUGGUGAGCUAGAGUCCUUUAAACUAUUGCAGAGUGGAGGCUGUAGCGCUGUUCCUCGCUUCCUUGGCCACGCAGAAAGUAUACAAGGAGAGCACGACCUCGUUCCUGGCGGCUACGUUAGAUACCUUGUGUGGGAAAAGGUCCCUGGUGAGCCUCUAACAGAGGAAUUCUUCUGGGGCUUGGAUGACACUGUACGCAAAGACAUCCGUUCUAAGUUCCGUGCCGCCUAUGAUUGCGGGGUAGCACCAGGUCAGUCCAGAAUCUCGAAGAUCAUCUUUGAUCAGUCCACAGGCAACCUUCGCAUUUCGGGUUUCCGAAGGGGAUGGCCAAUUAUCAGUAAACUUGAAUGGUCAGAGGCUCGUUACGUCGAGUUUGGACUAGCGAAGCCAAGCAAAGAGACAGACUGGUACCUUCACCCGGAAAAAUGGGAGUGGUGA
Messenger RNA from Aspergillus thermomutatus, 813 nucleotides. RefSeq lists its product as uncharacterized. Bases 1 to 813 code for a protein of 270 amino acids. Lineage: Eukaryota; Fungi; Ascomycota; Eurotiomycetes; Eurotiales; Aspergillaceae. The transcript has 3 exons. The record is from RefSeq and is a predicted model, not a curated record.